GUAACCACCCGAAUAUAAGGGAUCUAGCCACACCACACUCAUAUUCCAUUUCCCUGCUCGCCGGAAUAUCAAGCCCUAAUAUGGCCGGCGGCGACGAGUCACCGGAGAAGAAGCCUCGCAGUAGUCUCGAGAUUGAGGAAUAUGACGAAGAAAACUACCACCCAAUCGAGCAGGUGAGGCUGACGGUGCCGCCGACGGACGACCCGACGAUGCCGGCGUUGACUUUCAGGACGUGGACGCUAGGGCUGACGUCAUGCGUGAUGCUGGCGUUCGUGAACCAGUUCUUCGGGUACCGUCAGAACAGCCUGUACAUAUCCUCCGUCACGGCGCAGAUCGUUACGCUGCCGUUGGGUAAAUUCAUGGCUAGGGUUCUGCCGGAGAAGAAGUUCGCGGUGGCGGGCUGGUCGUUCUCGUUCAACCCGGGCCCGUUUAACCUCAAGGAGCACGUGCUUAUAACCAUAUUCGCCAGCUGUGGAUCCUCCGGAGUUUACGCCGUCAGUAUCGUCACCAUUGUUAAGGCAUUCUACCACCGCCAGCUCCACCCCGUCGCCGCCUGGCUGUUGGCUCAAACUACUCAGAUGCUUGGAUAUGGGUGGGCGGGAAUAUUUAGGAAAAUACUGGUGGACUCCCCAUACAUGUGGUGGCCGGACAACAUGGUUGCAGUUUCUUUAUUCAGAGCGUUGCACGAAGAGGAGGCGAGGCCAAAAGGAGGCCUAUCAAGGCUCCAAUUCUUCCUUAUCGUCUUCGUAACAAGCUUCGCGUACUACAUAAUCCCGGCCUACUUCUUCCCAUCAAUCUCCGCCGUUUCCGUACUCUGCCUAAUCUGGAAAGAUUCCAUAUUCCCUCAACAACUCGGGUCGGGUCUCCACGGUAUGGGCAUAGGGUCGUUCGCGUUCGAUUGGGCCACCGUCAGCUUCAUAGGAAAUCCCAUUUCUACCCCUGCAUUCGCCAUCAUCAACAUCCUCAUCGGCUUCGUCCUCGUCAUGUACAUCAUGACACCUUUGACCUACUUCAACAACGUCUAUGGGGCCCGCAAGUUCCCGAUAUUUUCUUCGCACACGUUCGAUUAUGCGGGCCAGCCCUACAAUAUUUCGAGGGUUUUGAACGAGGAGACUUUUAACCUUGACUUGGUCGGGUACGCGAGCUAUAGCAAGUUGUACCUUAGCGUUUUCUUCGCCUUCACUUAUGGAUUAGGGUUUGCUUCGUUGUCUGCCACUAUUACCCACGUGGCACUUCACCAUGGAAAAACAAUUUGGACGUUAUGGACAAAAGCAAAGAGCAACCUAAAAGGCAAAAUGGACGUCCACACGAGACUAAUGAAGACGAACUACGAAGCCGUACCCGAUUGGUGGUUCUACAGCAUUCUCGUCGUCGUUUUCGGUCUCUCUCUAUGGGCAUGCGAGGGUUUCAACAAACAGCUCCAGCUCCCGUGGUGGGGCCUCAUGUUAGCCUGCGCUAUGGCUCUCUUCUUCACUCUACCCGUCGGCAUUAUCCAAGCCACCACAAACCAGCAAAUUGGGCUGAAUAUUAUAACGGAGAUGGUGAUCGGGUACAUUUACCCGGGGAGGCCGCUCGCGAACGUGGCGUUUAAGACGUAUGGGUAUAUUAGUAUGUCUCAAGCACUUGGCUUCCUUAGUGACUUCAAGAUUGGUCAUUACAUGAAAAUCCCUCCUAAAUCCAUGUUCAUUGCUCAGUUAGUCGGAACGGUGGUUGCUUCUUCGGUCUACUUCAGCACGGCGUGGUGGCUGCUGACUUCCGUCGAGUACAUCUGCGAUCCGGCGAACUUGCCGGACGGCAGCCCGUGGACGUGCCCCGGCGACGACGUGUUCUACAACGCCUCCAUCAUCUGGGGGGUGAUCGGGCCGCUGCGCAUGUUCACCGGCCAGGGCGUCUACGGGGCGAUGAACUGGUGGUUCCUCGCCGGAGCCAUCGCGCCGGUGCCGGCGUACCUCCUCGGCAAAAAGUACCCGGAGAAGAAGUGGGUGCAGCUGAUCAACGUGCCGCUGAUCCUGUCGGCGACGAUGAGCAUGCCGCCGGCGAGGGCAGUGAACUACAUCAUGUGGGGGGUGGCGGGGCUGUUCUUCAACGUGUAUAUCUACAGGCUGCACAAGCGGUGGUGGGCCCGCCACGCUUACGUCAUGGCGGCGGCGCUGAAUGCCGGGCUGGCCUUCUUGGGGGUGCUGCUCUACUUCACGCUGCAGUCGUAUGACGUGGCGGGUCCUGAUUGGUGGGGACUUGACGCUGACGACCAUUGCCCUCUUGCCACGUGUCCGACGGUGCCUGGGGUUUUUGUUAAAGGUUGCCCUGCUCUUUGACCGUUGACCAAUUAUGCGUUGACCAGUGUUGAAUUUUUUUUUUUUUUUUUUAAGAUAAUGUUUCUGUUUUUAAUUAAUUAUUGCCAUUGUAAAUAGAUGCAAGAUUAAUUAGCUUAAUUGCUAGGGUUUGUGAUUUUAAUUAAUGAUUUGUGUUUGUCUCUCUAAUCCUAUGGUUAGGGAUGGCUGCUUUGCAUUAUAGACUUUGGAAUUAAUCUUUAAGUUAUUUUGUAAAUAUGGUUUGGUUAAUUAAUUGAUCAGCAUUUCUUUUAAUUG
Molecule: messenger RNA, 2588 nt
Organism: Erythranthe guttata (spotted monkey flower)
Lineage: Eukaryota; Viridiplantae; Streptophyta; Magnoliopsida; Lamiales; Phrymaceae
Product: oligopeptide transporter 1
Biological process (GO): transmembrane transport
Molecular function (GO): oligopeptide transmembrane transporter activity
Source: RefSeq, a predicted model, not a curated record